Molecule: messenger RNA, 1500 nt
Organism: Volvox carteri f. nagariensis
Lineage: Eukaryota; Viridiplantae; Chlorophyta; Chlorophyceae; Chlamydomonadales; Volvocaceae
Exons: 8
Coding region: 1-1326 (441 amino acids)
Molecular function (GO): pentosyltransferase activity
Source: RefSeq, a predicted model, not a curated record
AUGUACGAGUAUGGAACGCGGCCAAGCACUGAUAAGGAGCUCCAUGUAUCGAUCCACAGCGGUGGACAGAUGGUCUCCCCCGAGCGCUUCAUGGCCACGGUGGCGGCCCUGAAACCCGACCUGUACGUGUCCUUGUGCGACGAGGUCACCGCGGACGCCAAACCCAAGCGUGUCGCCACAUCCACCAAACGAACCACAGCCUGGCUGGAAUCAUGUCUGAGGUUGCAUGGCGCUUACCAGCACAACACAAACCAACAACAACAACAACAGCAACAGGGGCAGCAGCCUAACCAGGACACCUCAGAUGGCCCUGCGACGGAGGAGUACGGCACCGCUGCUCAAACCCCCCACCACCGUGCCCCCCAAGCCGGGUGCUGCAGCAGCAACCACAGUAACGACAACAGCACCGGCACCGAUAAAGGCGACACUAGCGGUGCCGUGAACGGCGAAACUGGUGGUGGUGAUGGUGAUGGUGAUGGGGGUGGAGGUGGAGGUGGAGGUGGAGGUGGAGGUGGCUUGUUGGGGCCGUUGUCGGGCAGUUUGCUGUUGGCGGCAUUGGGCGGUGGGGGGCUGGUGGCGGAGAGGAGCCGUGCGGCGGCGGCGGUGGCGGACAUGGAGGGAGUGGGAGGCUAUGCGGUAUGUGGCCUAGGUACUGGGGAGGACCCGGCCCUCCGCCCCGCCCUCAUCUCCGCCUCCCUGGAGCCCCUGCCGGCAGCCGCCCUGGAGCACAAACCCGUGUUUACUCCCGGGCUGUCCUCCUCCCCCGAGGAUAUCCUCCUGGCCGUGGGGGAGGGAGUGGACCUGCUGGACUGUGCACUGGUGGCGCAGAUCACCGCGGGAGGCUAUGCACUGACGUUUCCGUUGCGACCUCCCCCGGGCGGGCCCCCAUCAGCGGCUGCCGAGAACACCGCCAUGGCGGAGGUGGGCACCGGCGGUGGAGGAGCGGGAGGGGGGGGAGUGGAGGACGUGCCCGCUGUGUCCACAUCAGCUGCCGCUGCCGCAGCCGUGUCUGUUCCGACAUCCGUACCUGCGGCAGCGGCGGCAGGGGGGGUAUCCAGCGGGGCCCUGUGCGGCAGCAGCCCCGAGCGGGGUCCGAGUCCGGAUGUGUCCCGGGGCGCGGAUGACACCAAGAUAAACCUGUGGUCCACAUCGUACCGAGCGGACCGGGGUCCGUUGCUGCCGGGCUGCGGCUGCUUCGCGUGCCGGCGCCACAGUCGCGCUUACGUGCACCACCUGCUCAACACGCACGAGAUGCUAGGGGACGUGUUGCUGGAGGCACACAACACCAGCCAUGUGAACGCUUUCUGUCAGCUGCAUCCCACCUGACUUCCCGCCUACUACGGGCCAUUCCAGCAGUGGUAUAUAAAAUUAUACAAAGCUCGCCCGCCAAUCAUAUUGCAAGAACGCAGCGAGCAGAGAGGGUCGGAGGCCCGUCGUACAUGGCCCCUCUGUUACAACGAACCGCUGUUCAGAACGCCUUUCGCUGAACCUGGACGCCAU